AUGGCUCCUGCCAAGGAGCUUCCACCCAACCUCAGCGAAAGCUCGCCCCCUCCUGCCCCCGAUUCUGAUACAGUCCCCGCCAUCGAGCACCCAGCCAGCAAAAUUGACAACAACAAAACCUCCCCAGGCAAGAAACGAGGACGCAAGAAAGGUAAAGGGAAAUAUCAGAAUGACAAGGCCAAGGACAAGAGCUCGAUUGCCGCUGAGGGUGGCAAAGAGAAGGCCCAGCCGAAGCAGACUUAUAUUCUGGAAGGCAGUGAUAAAUUCCCCGAUAUCAUCAUCGAGAAGCAAGAAGCCGCUGCCGAGUAUACGAAGAAAGUUCGGUCUUCGUGUUCUCACUGGGUGAUGUAUACAGACGCCUCGAGUCCAGGUUCAAGUCCGGCGGCCUCGCCUGAACCUUCAUCCCCGCUACGAGGCAGAUCUGCCUCCGUUUCGUCGUCUGAAACCGCCUCUUCAUCCUCACGAGGCAGCUCCCCAUCCGAACCCGAGUCCCCGCCAUCGCUCAUUCAAUACUCAGGAGCAGCAGUGGUUUACGAAGACAAGUCAGCUCCCACUGGAUGGUACGAGCGAGGCUUUGGUCUACAGGGUGUUGUGCGUUCUGGGGAAGCAGAGAUGUACGGAGUCGACCAAGCUUUGCAGUUGGCUUUGGACGCACUGAGCCCAGAGGACCCCCGGAAAAAGGUAUCUCUCCUAACUGACAGCCAGGAGGCACUUAGGAUGAUCAAGAAACAGCUCACGAGCAAGACGGCGAAAUUCUCGAAAGUAACAGAAGCAGCAGCUUCCAAGACAGUUAAGCUACGAGAGCGGGGAAUCCAGCUCGAACUACGAUGGGUUCCAGGUCAUACUAAACUUCCCGGUAACAUGGUCGCUGACAGAUGUGCCGCCGAUACGAGAGUAGCCUUUGAGAACAAUAAAGCGAGCAGCAUUGGGAAAAUUACUCCUUGGUCACGGCCGAAGUCAACCGUUCGGGAACGACUCCGGCGUGAGUCUGGCGACUCUUCGUCUACAUUAUCUUCGACCGGAGAUUCUUCAUCGCAAGAACCAGACUGA
Molecule: messenger RNA, 1050 nt
Organism: Aspergillus calidoustus
Lineage: Eukaryota; Fungi; Ascomycota; Eurotiomycetes; Eurotiales; Aspergillaceae
Source: the annotation of a GenBank genome assembly